Balearica regulorum gibbericeps (East African grey crowned-crane) is the source of this 1986-nucleotide messenger RNA. NCBI's taxonomy places the organism in Eukaryota, Metazoa, Chordata, Aves, Gruiformes, Gruidae. The record is from RefSeq and is a predicted model, not a curated record.
ACAUUGAUGAGUGCACGGCCCAGGUUGCCUGUCCCUCCGGACUCUGCCUCAACACCGAGGGCUCCUACUCCUGCAUGGCUUGUGACGCCGGCUACGCCGUCUCCAGAGAUGGCAGCACAUGUGAAGAUAUGGAUGAGUGUGAGGACUCUGCUGUUCAGUGCCUAGGGGGAGAGUGCAGGAACACCCCAGGCUCCUACAAGUGCCACUGCCAGGCUGGUUUCGAGCUCAUCAACGGCACUGUGUGCGAAGAUGUGAAUGAGUGCCUAAACAGCGAGAUCUGCAGCCCCAAUGGCGAGUGUCUCAACAGUCAUGGAUCAUACUUCUGCAUUUGUGCUCCUGGCUUCUCAAAUGCAGCUGGGGGAGUCAGCUGCCAAGAUGUGGAUGAAUGUGCAGACAAGUCCCGCUGCUCGCAAGGCCAGUGCCUGAACACAGAAGGCUCCUACAGGUGUCUGUGUGAAAAUGGGUUCAAACACUCCCAGGAGACCGAUGACUGCGUGGACGUAGAUGAGUGUAAAGAAUAUGGGGAUGCCAUCUGCGGCACGUGGCGGUGCCAGAACAGCCUGGGCUCCUACCGUUGUAUCAUGGGCUGCCAGCCUGGCUUCCACUGGACCCCCUUGGGUGACUGCAUUGACAUAGAUGAGUGUGCCAACGAGACGCUGUGUGGGAGCCACGGCUUCUGCGAGAACUCGGACGGCUCCUUCCGCUGCCUCUGCGACCGUGGCUAUGAGAGCUCACCCUCCGGGCACUACUGUGUGGAUGUGAAUGAGUGCGAGCUGAUGGUUGCCGUGUGCGGGACCGCACUCUGCGAGAACGUGGAGGGAUCCUUCCUUUGCCUCUGCCCCAGCGACCACGAGGAGUAUGACACAGAGGCAGGGCAGUGCCAGCCCCGAGCAGCCAUGGAGGGCCCCAAGACACACGCAGCCCACCUCUCUGACAGUGCAGAGCGCAAGCAGUGCUACUACCACAUCAGCGACGUUCACCUGUGUGACAGUGUCCUGGCCAAGAAUAUCACCAAGGAGGAGUGCUGCUGUACUGUGGGGGCAGCCUGGGGUGACAACUGUGAGACUUACCCCUGCCCCAUCCCAGGCACAGUGGAGUACCAAGAGAUCUGCCCUCUCGGGAAGGGCUAUGUUCCCCAGGAAGAUCUGCUCUCAGGAAAAGUCUCUUUCACAGACAUGGACGAGUGUGAGAUAUUUGGCUCCGAGUUCUGCCGCAAUGGACAGUGUUUGAACACGGUGCCGGGCUACAAGUGCUUCUGCCAUACAGGCUACUUCUAUGACUCCAGCCGGCUUGAGUGUGUUGACCAGGACGAGUGUCAAAAUGAAGUGUACUGCAUCAACGGUGAGUGUCUGAACACGGACGGCUCCUACCACUGCUUCUGCAGCCUCCCGCUUGUGCUGGAUGCCACCGGCAACCGGUGUGUGAACCUCUCUAGCCGGGCAGAUGCCCCAGAGGAGUAUGAAAUCCACCUGGACGUCUGCUGGCAGACUGUCGCCGACUACAUCUGCCAAGACCUGCUGCACGGCGAGCAAACCACGUACACUGAGUGCUGCUGCCGGCUCGGCGAAGCCUGGGGCCAGAACUGCGCACUCUGCCCGCACAGGUCCUCCGCUGAUUUUGCUUUCCUGUGUAAUGGGGCCAGUGAAGACAGUGAGAGAGGGGCUGAGCUCCGAGAAAGACCUAGGUAUGAGUACGGACCAGGCUUGGAAGACCCCCACUAUGGCCUUCCCAGCCCAGAUAUGGGCCCCUACUACAACUACCUGGAGUCUGAGUAUGGAAACCCCGAUGCUGGUUUCCCUCGGAGGGAACUCAACAGCGAGUUUCGUGGCAGCCCUCUCCACCAUGGCUCAGGGCGGUCCCCCCCCCGCUACCUGCCCAGCCAAACUGGCCUCUACGAGGGCUUCGAGGGGCUGCAGGCUGAGGAGUGCGGGAUCCUCAAUGGCUGUGAGAACGGGCGCUGCGUGCGUGUCCGGGAGGGCUACACCU